CUCUGAGCUUCGUUCUGGACAGGAAGGACCAUGCCAGCUUUGCAAGAAGGCUGUCCUGCCACCACAGAUCCUAGUUGGAGGACGACAGGUCCACCAUCUCCUGUUCACUCAUCCAUGAAGAAUAUAAUUCAAAGAAAGAGUUUAGGAGUGUUGCCCAGCAGCCAGGACAGCAAGGUUUUGGUGAAGUCCUUUUCUGGUCCCAGCAGCUUUAACAAACCCUUCCAGAAUGUCCCCAUGGAGAACAAUCCAGCUAAACCGCGCAUUGUGACUGUUGUGAAGCCUAGUGGCCGAAAGCAGCUGAGAAAGAUAAGCAUUCUUCUUAAUCGACAUUCUGUGCAAACCUUUGAGCAGCUUGUGGCUGACAUCUCAGAAGCUCUCGGUUUGCAGUACUGGAAGAAUAAUGGAGUAAAACGGCUGUUCAGCCUCAAAGGUCGAGAAAUCAGGAGUAUUUCAGAUUUCUUCCGUGGUGAUGACAUCUUUAUUGCUGCAGGUAGGAAGACACUCACACUUACAGAUGUGCAGCAGGUCCUGCAGGAUAUCUAUCCUGACAGUCCCUAUUCCCAGAAUGCAUUGCAGCAAGACUGGGAACGUUCGUGCCAGCUGAAUUGCAGCCCCCACAGAGGAUCAGAGGUCACCAAGCAGCCCCUGAGAAGCAAUAUCCCGAGCAAAGCAGCCCUUAACCUAGAAAGAGUCCGAGCCAAAGCAAAGCAGGAGGAAAGAGAGAGAGCUCGGCGGUGGGAACAGGAGCGACUGGAUAAACAGCACCGAAGAAAUGAAAUGGUAGAGAAUAAAUUACAGCCAGAAAUCCUCUGUGACAAAUGUAGGAAAGCAGCGCAGGCCAUGUCAGAUGAGACAAACAGUAUGCCCCAGGAUCGACUGUACGAGGUCAGACGGAAGCAGAAGUGUUUUAAUGGAGAGGGACCUGAAGUUGUCCUGAAAAGCAGACGAAGAGGAUGUCACACUUGCUGGAGGAACAACAGACCAUGUUUUGAAGUCCCUGCUCAGGAAAUAAAAGACUCUCUAAAAAGUGCUGAGCUGCAUCAAGAGGUGUUGCUGGAGAAGACUUCCUCUGACAAGGAAGUGCAGGUGGACUUAACUCAGAGUACAACCCCUGUGAGAACGGCUUCUAGAGUGCAGGAGAACUCAGACACACAGCAGAGUCCAAGCCGACACAUGGCAACUCAAGAUUUUAUAGAGAGCCUCUACGAGAUUGGCCGUGUCAUUGGAGAUGGCAACUUUGCUGUGGUCAAAGAGUGCAAGCCUCAUAAUGGUGACACCAGCUAUGCCAUGAAAAUCAUCGAUAAGGCUAAAUUGAAGGGGAAGGAACACAUGAUUGAAAAUGAGAUUUCUAUCAUCAAGAAUCUCUCACAUCCCAAUAUUGUGCGACUACUGGAGGAGUAUGAAUCAGAGCAGCAGAUCUUCCUCAUCAUGGAGUACAUUCAAGGAGGAGAUCUUUUUGACGCUAUCACAGAAAGCGUGAAGUUUACAGAACACAAUGCUGCUCUGAUUAUUACAGAUCUCUGUCAGGCACUGGCCUACAUCCAUAGCAAAAACAUUGUGCACCGGGACCUGAAACCUGAGAAUCUUCUGGUUCAGCCCAAUAAAGAUGGCACCACCACUCUGAAACUGGCAGACUUUGGUCUGGCAAUGCUGGUGACAGGGCCCAUCUUUACUGUCUGUGGAACCCCCACCUAUGUAGCGCCUGAAAUUCUCUCAGAACGAGGAUAUGGAUUAGAGGUGGACAUUUGGGCUACGGGAGUCAUCCUGUAUAUUCUGCUGUGUGGCUUUCCACCCUUCCGCAGCCCAGAGAGGAAUCAAGAGGAGCUAUUUGAGAUCAUUCAACUUGGAGAGUAUGAGUUCCUGUCUCCAUACUGGGACAACAUCUCUGACAGUGCCAAAAAUCUGAUCAGCAAACUACUGGUGGUCAACCCACAGGAGCGCCACACUGCCCAGCAAGUUCUGCAGCACCCAUGGUUGCAGAUGAUAGGCAAAGUGAAUGAGCGCAACCUACAGAGAGAAGUAACUACAAAUAUUGAGAGGCAUUUUGGGACACGGCGGAGGCGCCUUGGAGGCCUAAGUGCUAAUACUAAUGAGCAGUUGGAAGAGAUGGGCACGGGGGAGAUCAAGAGUUGACUUCAACUUUAUGAUUUAAAUUGUACUCUGCCUAGAGCAGAUUUCAAAAAUGUAUUUGCCUUGACUUGACUGAGAGUCCAGAAGCCAUUAUGCAGUGAUGUACAUUAAAAUACUUUGUCCCUGGCUUUUCUCUGAAAAUUCUUGGUGAACACAAAUACAGUGGUUGUGGGAUGUGUGGCAACUGCUGCUCUCUUUCUGUGAAUAAAGAGCCAAUGCUUUCCUGCUGAGCCUUACAGAUUCUAGUCUACAUUACCUUCAGU
Molecule: messenger RNA, 2393 nt
Organism: Polypterus senegalus (gray bichir)
Lineage: Eukaryota; Metazoa; Chordata; Cladistia; Polypteriformes; Polypteridae
Gene: dclk3
Product: doublecortin-like kinase 3
Exons: 5
Coding region: 31-2133 (700 amino acids)
Biological process (GO): intracellular signal transduction; protein phosphorylation
Molecular function (GO): ATP binding; protein kinase activity
Source: RefSeq, a predicted model, not a curated record